AUGAAAACCGCCCCGUCAUCGCAAUUGCUAUCGUAUGUGCUGAGACGCAGCAUCCACACAGGGACCCGGCGCACUGCAAGGCUCGACUCCUUACACUGUCUGCCCUGGGGAUACCCCACACGGACUUACGCCUCGCAGCCCGCUGCUAGUUCUGCUUCAAGGCCUUCACCUUGGUCACAUUCGAGGAUAUCUACAGUGUUUGGUCUGCUUGUGGCGACCGGUGUCGGUGCGACCGCGUACGGUAUAUACGACUUCUUCGCGUCAUUCGCGACUUGGCCUGCCGAGAUAAAAGCCGAUUUGCGUGCUGGGGUCAAAGCGAAGCGAAAUGGUGACUGGAUCCUGAGCCGUGGCUUCCUGACAAGGGCAUGGGAUAAUGCUCGAACAUUACCUCGCUCCUCAUUCGAGCCGGAUACAUACCUCAAGAUAUCGGGAAUCGCUAUCACACUUGCCGAAGUCCUUGAGAACAACCUCCAACCCGACGCCGCAUACGAGGUGUACCGAUCAGCGCUCGAGCUUUACACUGGGUCAGACCAUGGAGAGCCCUCCGGCAGUUCCUCGAAAUCUACAACGGUCCUCAAAGACCGGAUGCGCACCGUAGCACUCGCUUCCAAGCUCGGUACACUGGCCCAAGCGCUGCAUAAACCCAUUGAGGACGAAGAAAAAUGGCUGACCUAUGCCGUCAACGAACUGCUCAAGACGCUCACGAUUGUGAAGCAGAAUCCGUCGGCCUCUCUAUGGGAGACAUUACGCGGCCAAAGCUCAAAGAACACCCAACCGAAAGAUGGCACGGAACUGGUUCUCUCUGAGCUCGACCUGCCGGCGUGGGUGACGAAAACGGAUGUGAGCGCCCCGCUUGAGGCGCUUGGGACAUUCUACGCUCAGCAUGACAAAAUCGACUACGCGUACCCUUUGUAUCUACAUGCAGCCGCCCUUCUCACUGGUCCCGUCGCUCGGUCCCCCUCGACGGGACGUAUUGUGGGCGCUACUUCCGUUAGUUCUGUUCCCGAUUUAUGUCGUGGGGCGCAGCUGCUUGCAAAUAUCGCCGACCUUACGAUCAAAUAUGACAAAGGGCGAGCGAAUCCCGCCGCCAUGGCGCAUGCUGUGGAUACCACCAUCGACGCCAUCAAGCUAAUGCAGCAGGGAAUAGCAGAAGCGACGAGCAUUACAGGAAAGGUCGAUUAUGACGCCUGUGACGCCUGUGAAACCGGACUGGUAGCAGCUGUCUACAACAUGGGCGCUCUGGCGGAGAUGAAUGGCCAACCGGAUCAAGCGAGAAAGAACUUCGAAAGCGCCUUGAAGCAGGCGCAAAGGAUGGGCAUGAGUGAAGGUGUGCGGGAGGCGACGUUGGCUUUGCGGAGGAUAGAACGGCAAGAGCGCGCCGACGCGAUUGUCAAGGCUAGGGUGCAAGCUCGGGAUGGUGCCAAGGCGGCUUCUCCACAACCUUAG
Molecule: messenger RNA, 1446 nt
Organism: Punctularia strigosozonata HHB-11173 SS5
Lineage: Eukaryota; Fungi; Basidiomycota; Agaricomycetes; Corticiales; Punctulariaceae
Exons: 5
Coding region: 1-1446 (481 amino acids)
Molecular function (GO): protein binding
Source: RefSeq, a predicted model, not a curated record